UUCAGGCCUUAGUUGUUUCUAUAAAAAAAUUAUGAAUAUCAAAGGUUAUGAAAGCUCCGAAGCUUUAAAUAUGCUACUACGCUACCAGGACAAUCCGUUUGCAAGGAAUUUUUGAAAAAGAAAAACUACUAUAAUUGGUGUCUUUUAUGGUUUUAAAUCCUUACGAUGAGGUGGCUUUAUUCCGGAAAAAAAAGAAGCUAAACGAACAUGGUUUGCCUAUGAAUAAUUUAAAUAACCCUCCUCCUAACUGGAACAUUCAGCCUAAUGCAAGAAAUAAUGAAGAUCAUGGAAGCAAAUGGAAUUAUGCUUUGUUGGUUCCAAUGCUGGGACUGGCUGCCUUCCGUUGGAUUUGGUCCAGAGAAUCUAAGAAAGAAAUAGAAAAAGAGAAAAAAAAUGUCUAUAAAAAAUUGUCUUUUGUACAGAAAGAGCUUGAAUCUAAAUAUCGCGAUAUAAUUGUAGAAAACCGUAGAAUGGUUGCCCACUUGGAAUUAGAAUUGGAGAAAGAACGGAACAGAACCCUAAGUUAUCGCAACGCACUCAUCUCUCAGAGUUACAAAUUGGUAGAAGAAAGAAGAAUUUUGGAACAAGAGCGCACAAAGGUAGAACAAGAGAAACGGAUUCUGCAGCACUCUGGUGCUGCAGGUGCUUUGUAUAAGAACUGCUUGGAGAAGGAAGAUCAUUGGCAAACAAAAGCCACUAUUUUACUAAAAGAGUUUGAAGAAGCUUUAAUGGAAAGACAGGAUAUGUAUUGCAGCCUUGUACUGCCAAGAUAUCAUCGGUUGGCAGUGGAAAAAAAAAUGCUAGGCAAAGCAACAACUGAUCCAAUUGGUUUGGAAUUAGAACUGGAAGCUGGGCUGAAAGAUAUUUUCAGAUACGAUACCUCUUGCAGCAAUUUAUUAAAUACCAAUAAAAAUCAAAAUGGAAAGCUCAUGUGGAUCUACCUUCGAUAUUGGGAAUUAUCUGUUGAAGUUAGAAAAUUUAAGAAGGCAGAAAAAAUAUUUUUGGGAAAAACUGCCUAAACCCUAGCUUGUAUUAUAUCAAUGUAGUCCUCUCCAGAUCUGUUAAACUUUAAUCCACAGAAUACUCUGCUGAUUUGUGAUAUCUAUAUAACUUUGUGAGAUAUAUAUCAGUAUCUUUAGUUAACUGUCAUAAGUAACAUUCAUCAUUUAAUAAUACCAGUCUUCCUUUGAUCAAAUAUAUAUUGGUUGUUACCAUACUAAUGUAUAGUAACUACAUUAUAUAUUUUGUAUUAGUGCUACUAUGUUCAAUAGGAUUUGUUUAAAAAUGGUAUUUCUACAAUAAUUUCUAUGCUUUCACGUUUUCAUUCCUCAGACCUCAAAUACAGGUAGUCCUUGGCAUACAACUAUAAUGAGCCGAGGUGGCGCAGCAGUUAGAGUGCAGUACUGCGGCCACUUUAGCUGACUGUGUUCAGCAGGUCAGCGGUUCAAAUCUCACCGGCUCA
Molecule: messenger RNA, 1462 nt
Organism: Crotalus tigris (Tiger rattlesnake)
Lineage: Eukaryota; Metazoa; Chordata; Lepidosauria; Squamata; Viperidae
Gene: CCDC127
Product: coiled-coil domain containing 127
Exons: 3
Coding region: 147-1019 (290 amino acids)
Source: RefSeq, a predicted model, not a curated record